AUGAGGGGUCCUGCUGUGAGAUGGUGGGAAAGUGCUUUGACUCUUAUGACCAAUCAAGGAGUACCUAGGGAUUGGGUGCAUUUUAAGGCUACUUUUCUGGAUAAGUAUUUUCCUAGCUCUGUGAGGACUCAGAAAGAGUUUGAGUUUCAGCAGCUUAGACAAGAUACUAUGUCAGUAGCUAUGUAUGCUGAAAAGUUUGAAGAUAUGGCUACUUAUUUUUUACAGGCCGUGUAUGCACCAGAUGAAAAGUGGAAGGUCGAUCAGUUCCUUUUUGGUUUAAGAGGUGAAAUUUCUCAUUGUGUUUCUCAGAGAGAAUUCACUACUUAUGUUGAAUUGCUAAGGCAAUGUUAUGUGGAUGAGAACAGUUUGAAGAAAGUUCAGGAAGAAAGAGAUCAGUAUAGAAUUGGACAGAAGGACCAGGGAAGGCCAGGUAACCAGUUUAGGCCUAGACCUCAAUCUUUCAAAGGAAAACAAGUGCAACAUGCAAGACCUAACCAUCCUUCACAAUGUCAAGUAUGUAAGAAGUCUCAUUUUGGAAGAUGUGUUGGAAGUGUGAUUAGGUGUUUUACUUGUCAGAAGGAGUGA
This is a messenger RNA of Lathyrus oleraceus (garden pea), 585 nucleotides long. RefSeq lists its product as uncharacterized. Lineage: Eukaryota; Viridiplantae; Streptophyta; Magnoliopsida; Fabales; Fabaceae. The record is from RefSeq and is a predicted model, not a curated record. The coding region runs from base 1 to 585 and encodes 194 amino acids. The transcript has a single exon.